Prosopis cineraria is the source of this 438-nucleotide messenger RNA. RefSeq names its product metalloendoproteinase 5-MMP-like. The transcript is spliced from 2 exons. The record is from RefSeq and is a predicted model, not a curated record. Bases 1 to 438 code for a protein of 145 amino acids. NCBI's taxonomy places the organism in Eukaryota, Viridiplantae, Streptophyta, Magnoliopsida, Fabales, Fabaceae. Gene Ontology annotation, molecular function: metalloendopeptidase activity. Gene Ontology annotation, biological process: collagen catabolic process; extracellular matrix organization.
AUGUCGGUUAUGGGACCAACUGAUGUGGUAAGUGGUUUUCACAUCGGAGAAAAUGUCCCUGGCUUAUCCAAUUAUAAACUCUAUCUUCAUCAUUACAAUUACCAUAAUGGCUUUGAUAUCUCCAAUCUCUACACGCAAGAGCUCCAAUCAGCCUUAGAACUCUUUCAGACAACUUUCCAUCUCUCUCCCAUUGAGCAGCCUGACUAUGAAACAAGUUUGCUGAUCUUAGCAUCGCGAUGCAACCUUUGUGAUAUUAUACUAGAGAAUAGCAGAAUGAUGUUUGAAAAGUCAUUGUUGCCAAAAUGGAAGAAAGAGUUCACCUAUGCUUUUUCACCUGAAAAUGAUACAAAGUUGUCAAGACUUGUGUUCUCAUACGCCUUUGACCUGUGGUCCAGGAUGAUGGGAUUGUCCUUUAUUGAAGACGUCGUUGUGGAAUGA